AUGGGUGACCCGGGGCACGCUGCGCCCGCAGCGCUGCAGGAGAUCGCCAGCAGAAUCGCUGACCUCAGCAAGUGGAGGGAAAUCUUCAGUUCCUGUGGCUUGGAAAUCAACAGCACGACUCAUCAGCAGGGACCGAGCAGCGCCGGCCGCGGAGCGCCCGGAGCCGGGCAGUCCCCGGGGCCGCAGCCCCCCUCCGCCGUCCCCCGGCCCCUCCUGCUCCCUCAGGGCGCGGGCGGCCGCCCCAUCUCCCCGGACGCGGCCACGAGGCUGCAGCAGCUGCUCUUCGGGGGCACGGUGCCCCUCUUCAGCUGCGAGUGGGCAGCGGCGCGCUUCAGCUUCCACCCGCCGCGCUCCCGCCUGGCCUACGCGCUGCAGGCAGCACAGGGAGGAACAAGAGCCAUUCUGGCAGCUGUACAAGCACACAUCAUCGCAUUCCUGCUCUUCACAAGAGAGACAGAAUGUACUCACCUGGCAAGGCUGCGCCGGCUCGGGCACGGGGAGCAGGGCCGGGCCCUGGCCACGGCCCUGGCAGAGACCCUGUGGGCAGCAGGAGGAGGUGGCAGAGCCGUCGUGUGCCUCGUCACCGCCCCCGUCCCCACGAUGCCACGCGAAGGCUGCAGGGCCAACAGCGUCACAGAGAGAAUCCGGCUGUUCGAGUUCUCGGAGAAAGCUGCUGCUCAGGAGUUCAUCUCUGAUCACAUAAACUGUUUCAGAGGUGAAGGAAGCCAUGGAGUGAUCCUAUUUUUAUACAGUUUACUUUUCUCUAGGACACUUGAAAGGGUCCAAGAGGACUUGGGUGACGCAGCUCCUCUGUUGAACAUCAGCGCUGGAAACAUCACCUGUACGGAGGCCGUGCUCAGCCUGCUCCUGACGGGCCGGGCGAGCCCGCGGCAGCUCGGCGGCGGCGGCGGCGGCGGCGGCGGGCGGGAGCCGGAGCCCGGCGCUGGGGACGGCGGAGGCGGCGGGGCGGCGGGGCCGCGGGGCCGCGUGGGCUUCCUGCGCUGGGAGCGGGCGCGGCGGCAGCGGCAGGUGAGCCCCGGGCUGCGGACGCCCCGGCUGCCCGUGUGGCUGUGCAGCCUCUCGGGCAGGCUCAGCGUGCUCUUCGGCACCGACAGCCGCCUGCUCUCCGACUGGAAAGCCGAGAGAAUUUUCCACCUGUACUUCUACAGUGGGCAGCAGGAGCAGACCCAAACUGCCCGCCUGACGAUAGUUCAUAUACUGAGCAUGAUGCCACAGGGUCUGCAAUACCCCUUUGAUCGUUCUGGCUCCUCUGUCCUGGCUGUGCCUUCUCCCAGCCUGCCACGCACUCCCACCCUCCUCAGCAGCGUGGCAGCAGGUGGGAGCAAACAGGCCUUGGCUACACUCAUUCGCAUCACUGGGAAGAGGCUCAGAGGGAAGGCCCCUGCAGCCCAGGGAGGAGGCGCCCAGCCCUGGAGAUGGCAAUCAGGACCAAGUGGCCAGGAGCGACCGUCAGCUGGAACGGGACAGACCCCUUCUUCUGAGGAGGGAGCAGGAUGGGCCCCUGCUCCUGCCGGGCACUGCCAUCUCCCACACGCCACCAGCUGCGCUGGGCACUGCACUCCGGAGGACAAAAAGCUCUCUCCAGUCAAACAGCCUUUGGUGCGUUGA
Messenger RNA from Melozone crissalis (California towhee), 1629 nucleotides. RefSeq names its product MINDY family member 4B (gene MINDY4B). Gene Ontology annotation, biological process: protein K48-linked deubiquitination. NCBI's taxonomy places the organism in Eukaryota, Metazoa, Chordata, Aves, Passeriformes, Passerellidae. The record is from RefSeq and is a predicted model, not a curated record. Bases 1 to 1629 code for a protein of 542 amino acids. The transcript has 13 exons. Gene Ontology annotation, molecular function: cysteine-type deubiquitinase activity; K48-linked deubiquitinase activity.